This is a messenger RNA of Penicillium paradoxum, 399 nucleotides long. RefSeq lists its product as uncharacterized. NCBI's taxonomy places the organism in Eukaryota, Fungi, Ascomycota, Eurotiomycetes, Eurotiales, Aspergillaceae. The transcript has a single exon. The record is from RefSeq and is a predicted model, not a curated record. Bases 1 to 399 code for a protein of 132 amino acids.
AUGUCCGGUGCUCUCGAGAUGGAUGGUGAACCACUUAUAUCCGGAACCGUCAUAAUUGACCAAUACCAUCACGCGGAUUCAGGAUCAGGCACCGCCAGGCACGGCCACAGAAGCUUACUUGACACAAUUAAUGCCGGUUAUCGGCGGAAACGAACCAACAACAAGUCCAAAUCGGAGGAAUCUUUAGGCCAGAGCGUAGACUGGCUCUUGUCAUCCUCACAAUUAAUAGUUGCAGCUGCAGCCACAAGCAAGGACAGGGGGUUUUUAGGAAUUCCAUUGAGUGGAUUGGGCAGUGGCCUGGCGGGGCGCAACAAUUAUGUCAGGCCGAUUGGACUGCCGUGUGGUGAUAUCCCCGGCAAUGGGCCCGAGGGGCGGAAGCGGCAGAAAAGUGUGGAAUAG